UUCUGCUAUCUCAGUCCGGUUCUGAUAUCCUCAGCACCGCGGCCAAAUCUCCCUACACCAAAUCCCUGCACCACGAAGACGCACAGAUCGUUCCUGCCGGCGACAAAAGGUGCACAAAUCGCAUGGUGAACUCCUCGGACCGGCGACAGGGCCGGCACUGACCCAGCGCAUCCAGCCGGCGGCGCUGAACCAGCGCCGUCCUGCGAGCCGCGCAUAACCUGCUCGACGGAAUGCCGUACCGGGACGUCGUCGCGGCGACGGCCGCCAUCGGCGCGCUCGCCCGCGGCGGCCGGCACCGCGACGCCGUGGCGCUCUUCUCCCGCGUGCUCGCGGACGGCGUCCCGACGCCGAACGAGUUCACCUUCGGCACGGUCCUCCGGUCGGCCACCGCGCUGCGCGACCCGCGCGUGGGCGCGCAGCUCCACGCCUGCGCCGCCAAGUCCGGCCUCUGCUCCAUCGUCUUCGUGGGCAGCGCCUUCGUCGACCACUACGCCAAGAUGGGCGCCAUGAGGGAGGCCCAGGGCGCGCUCGGGGACACCAGCGAGCCCAACGUCGUCUCCUACACCUCACUCAUCGCCGGGUUCUUGAAGAACGGGAUGCCCGAGAAGGCUCUCCGGCUGUUCCGGUGCAUGCCGGAGAAAAAUGUGGUUUCCUGGAACGCGAUGAUCGGGGGGUGCAGCCAGGCGGGGCUCAGCGAGGAGGCCGUCGGCCUGUUCCGGGAGAUGUGUCGAGAGGGCGCCAGGCCGAACGAGAGCACGUUCCCCUGCGUGCUCACCUCCGUUGCCAAUGCAGGGGCGCUCGGCAUCGCUAGAAGCGUCCAUGCGUCGGCCAUCAAGCACUUGGGCAAGCUCGAUGUUUACAUCGGCAAUUCUCUCGUCAGCUGCUAUGCCAGGUGUGGCAGCUUGGAGGACAGUGUGCUGGUCUUCACAAACAUGGAGCAGAAGAAUGUGGUCUCCUGGAACGCUCUGAUCUGCGGGUAUGCGCAGAAUGGGAGAGGGGAGGAAGCUUUGGCUGCCCACAAGAGGAUGAUAGCAACGGGCUUGAAGGCAGAUAAUGUCACUCUUCUAGGAUUGCUGUUCGGUUGCAACCAUGCCGGUCUGGUCGACGAGGGUUAUUCGUUGUUCAAGACAGCCCAGAGAGAGCAACCCGGCAUAUUGAAGCCUGAGCAUUACGCUUGUGUUGUGGAUCUCUUGUCUCGUGCCAAACGAUUCGAUGACGCCAAGAGGUUUCUUGAGGACCUUCCAUUUGAGCCAGGCCUUGGGUUCUGGAAGUCAAUGGUAGGAGGGUGCCUGAUUCACUGGAACAAGGACCUCGCUGAGAGCGUCGCCGACCGUAUUCAUGCACUUGAUCCAGAGGACACUUCUUCAUACAUCCUUCUCUCUAAUGUUUAUUCUGCAGUUGGAAGCUGGAAGAGUGCGUCAACGAUCAGGAGACAGAUUAAGGAGAAGGGGCUCAAGAGGAUCACUGGCUGCAGCUGGAUUGAGGUCCAGGACAAGGCCCAUGUCUUCUUCAAUGGAGACUCUAAACAUCCUCAGAGUGAUGAAAUUUACAAGAUGCUUGAGGUUUGCCUGGAUACUGGUGAAGAUGAACACUGCCUUGCAGUAUGAUUGUGCAAAACGGUCUAAAGGACUGAGCUGAGGGAACAGCACUCGACACUCGACAGUAACUAUGUGUUUCUUUGGCGACUGAUGAAAUGCUUAGAAGAUAGCUAGACCGACUGGCUGAGAGUCGAUUAGUCAUGUUCAUCACUCAUCAGGUUAGGUAGAUCUGGAUGGACUUUAACUUGUAUGGUAGCAGGAGAAUAGGAGUUUGGCCUGGUAAGACCAACAGCGAACGGCAACUGAAGAGCACCUGGAGAUCAGAAGAUGGCCAGAGAUGGUUGGUCUUCCAAGCAGAGGAUGGUGUUGCAAACUUGGAACCUUGGAAGACAUGUGUAACUCAAGGCUUUCAGGGUGCUAUUUGGUUUCAAGCUGCCGAAGAUUUUUUUUUAAAAAAAACUGUCAAGCUGUUGAGGAAUGUCUGACUAGAGAACUAGAAAUUCUGUGAGCAAACUGCCAUGUGUUAAUGUGGAUACAAAAAUAGUUCGUACCAGACUCAUUGCAGAGUAGCACAUUAAGCUACUGGAUACA
This is a messenger RNA of Triticum dicoccoides, 2129 nucleotides long. RefSeq names its product pentatricopeptide repeat-containing protein At5g42450, mitochondrial-like. The transcript has a single exon. The record is from RefSeq and is a predicted model, not a curated record. NCBI's taxonomy places the organism in Eukaryota, Viridiplantae, Streptophyta, Magnoliopsida, Poales, Poaceae. The coding region runs from base 231 to 1607 and encodes 458 amino acids. Gene Ontology annotation, biological process: RNA modification. Gene Ontology annotation, molecular function: RNA binding; protein binding.